AUGACACUAAUGAAUAUGUUUGAUCUAUUCGAUUUCGAUGAAAAUGGUAAAUUAAGUCGAGAGGAAUUCGACAUAUACAAUACAUUGGUUAGUGAUGAACACGUUUUGGAUCAGGAGUGGGACAUACUUUGUCGAAAUUUUGGAGCUAAAAAUGAUGAAUUACUGCUAAAUUCUUUUAUGGCCCUUCAUCAGAUAGAGGCAAACAAUGAUCCAUCAUUGGAUGAUACAUGGAUGAUAUUGCUUUGUGUUGGGUAUAACGAACAAUUGGAUCUGAUCAAUAACUGUCCGUGUUCAUUCACAAUCUUUUCUGAAUCGAUUGUUUAUAUGGGACGGGUAGAGCUACGUGAACCGAUGAUGAAUGAGAGUGAAGCGUUAGUUGAUUAUUUCUGGAGGAAUGGUGAAGAGCUUAGCAGUGAAGUUGAUGUACGCAUUUGGAAAUGUGAUUAUUUUGCAGUUUGUAUAGCUGGUCCAAUGAAACUACCUUAUGCUAUGAAUUUGCACUAUGGAAACUCGAAAAAUGUAUUGGUUAAAGAACUAAUGGAACUUAAGCGAAUACCGCUAAGAUUUGUCAAACCGAAGAUACUACUUCAAGCAAUUGCGACAGAAUCUGAUUGGUCGCUAAUUUUAACAGUGAAAACAACGAUUUGA
Acanthocheilonema viteae is the source of this 648-nucleotide messenger RNA. The record is from the annotation of a GenBank genome assembly. NCBI's taxonomy places the organism in Eukaryota, Metazoa, Nematoda, Chromadorea, Rhabditida, Onchocercidae.